Spodoptera exigua (beet armyworm) is the source of this 2304-nucleotide messenger RNA. NCBI's taxonomy places the organism in Eukaryota, Metazoa, Arthropoda, Insecta, Lepidoptera, Noctuidae. The record is from the annotation of a GenBank genome assembly.
GAAAAUAUCAUUAUCAUUAGUGUCACACAAUACAUUGACACUUCAUCCUUCAAACGUUUGACGUGCUUUGACAACUUUCAAUCUUCGGAUUGACGUUGUUGAUUCGGGAGUCGAUGUCGUAAUUUUGAUCCGACAUUCAAUAAAAUUCUUUUGCUAAGCUCUAGCUCAGGUAUAUUGUGAUAAUACCUUAUAAUGGGUAUAAAAGAAGCUAAUAUUUAUUUAGAUAAUCAAUGGAACACGUACUACGCUGGCCAAACUAUCAAUGGAAGAAUAGAAUAUGUGUUUGAUAGUCCUAAAAAAGUGCGAGGUAUCCAUGUCAAGUUUAAAGGAGAAGCUCAUACAGAAUGGUGUGAAAGUAGAAAUCAAGAAACUUCCGAUGGGAAGACAGAAUCGACUGAUACCAUGCACACUGGACAUGAAGAGUACUUUCAAGUGUCUUACUAUUUGCUAGGAAGCAACUCAGGAAAUGAAAUAGAAAUACCAGCUGGUAAGCAAGUGUACAACUUUACUUGUGCCUUACCUCCAGUCCUGCCUUCAUCAUUUGAGGGUCAAUAUGGAUAUGUCAGGUAUACCGUCAAGGUUACCCUUGACCGGCCCUGGAAGUUUGAUCAGGAGACAAAGAUGGCCUUUACUGUGAUUAAUGCAUUUGAUUUGAAUCUCAACCCUUCUUAUAAGGAACCAAUCCACAUUCAACUAGAGAAGACAUUUUGUUGCUUCUGCUGUGCGUCACCUCCUUUAUCUGUUGACGUGCAAGCUCCCGUGUCGGGGUAUGUGCCCGGUCAGAAAAUACCUAUACGAGUGGAAGUAGACAACAAGAGUAAUGUCCAACUACAUUUGGUCAAGAUUUUCUUGAGAAAGGUAGUUACAUACAGAGCCACAUCACCAACGAAUCAGACGAAAAAGAUCAAAGAUGUAGUGCUAACUAUACAAGAAGGGCCAGCACCCGCGGGGACUACGAAGAGUUGGGACUUAACUAUGGAAGUGCCGCCCAUACCUCCGUCAGAUCUAGUCAACUGUAACAUCAUUGAUUUAGAUUACGAUUUCAAGGUGGAAUGUGUAGUAUCGGGUAUGCAUUUGAACAUGAGUGGCAAGAAAUACAUCGCCAUAGGAACUGUACCGUUGGUCGGAAUGGUCGGGCAAGUGGCGCCAUCUGCACCGCUGCCAAGUAACGCGGAAACUGGAGAGAUAGGGCCGGGUUCGCCUAGCCAGCCUGCUGUGUUGCCAGUCAGUCCCGGACAGCCAAUGGUGCCUUCAGCUCCAGGGGGUGACGCACUUCCCGGUGGCUGGGUGAUGCCAGGAGCUCAACCCGUACAGCCGCCAUACCAAACAUUGUACCCGACUUUAACUACACCGGUUUACAAAGAAUCUCCGUACUCAGCGCGCACAAUUCAAGAGAGGGGAGAAUCAAACCACAUGAUGAUUAGAGGUCCAAAUAACUUCGCUCCUUACUAUCCUACUUACGCUGCCGUCCAGCCGCCGCCAUUACCUCAAUAAACAGGAUCUGAUUGCGAUCUAACUUUGCAUUUUAUAAACAUUUAAUAUGAAAUUGAGAUGUUUCCUUGGUCAACAAUUUUUAAGUCGCUUUCGAUACUUUUAAGUCCAUUUUAUAAGAGAGAUUAUUUCUCUCUUUCUCAAAGUCAAAGCAUUUAUUCAAAUAAUUAAAGAAGAGAGAAAUGCCUAGGUACUUCUGAAAACCCAAAUUUGAUUUGUCUGCAGUGAAGCUAGGUGCUCGUUUCAUAAAAUUUGUGUGGAGACGAUCAAGCAAGAGUGUAUAAUUUGAUUGAUAUUAUAUUAAUUGAUAUUAUUGAUUAUGAACUUGUGAUAUGUACUCAAGUAUUAGCAGUUCCUAGCAGCAUAUCUAUAGCUCAGCCGGGGUUGCGGGGUAAGCGCAAUAAGGCACCGCGUUCUCAGCCUAGAGCAGGAGAACGAACGGGGGGUUUUAAUUCAGUAAGAGUCUGACACUCCCUUCCGCCCCACCCUGGGCGGGAGAAGUCAUUUGAUGAUUAUCCCCUCCCAAAAAACCCCCACUCUAGCUAUUAUAGUUCUUGGAAUCUCGCACAGAAUAUAUAUCGAGAAAUGUUAUGAACUUGGAAACAUCCCAAUUGUAAGCAACAUUUACAAAUAUUUAUAUAACACAUUUGAUAUUCUUAAUUUUAAGCUUUUGAACGCCUUUUGGCAUUAUUAGUGUAUUUAGGUUGUGAUACUAACAUUGAUGUUACGAAAUAAAGAACCCUAUGUUGCUACGCGUAAAGUUCAAAUUGAUGAUUGAAUUUCUCAAAAGGGUAUAGUUGCGUUGAAUUUCGU